CGUUUACACUAAGGCUCAACGCCAGUCUCGAUAGACGAGCUUUAUUUUACAUGCCGUAAUCUCAAUACUCACUCACCUCGCACAAGUCCAAAGCUUCUCUCUCGGAGACACUUGCAGGUUGAUCGGCGGGAGAAGCAAAGGCACAAGAUCUCAUUACUUUCUGAUUCAAGAUAACAUGGCAUCGAAAUUGAAGCAAUUGCAAUCUAAGGCAGGUCAAGCAUCGGAAUUUUUGUCGAAACAUGGAAGUGCUUACUACAAGCAGCUAAUGGAGCAAAACAAGCAGUAUGUUCAAGAGCCAGCGACUGUUGAGAAAUGCAAUGAGUUGUCCAAACAGUUGUUCUACACUCGUCUUGCCAGCCUUCCUAGUCGUAACGAAUCAUUCUGGAAAGAACUAGAUUACGUGAAGAAUCUAUGGAAAAACAGGAAAGAAGUACACGUUGAACAAGCCGGAAUUGCUGCUUUGUUCGGCAUCGAAUGCUUCGCAUGGUUUUGUGCUGGUGAGAUUGUUGGAAGGGGUUUCACGUUCACUGGCUACGAUGUUUGACUUUUCAACCUUUGCCAGACAUAAAAGAAAACCCUGUUGCGGCUUUUCUGUUUCGUGAUCAAACAUGAUUUAACUUGUGCAAUGUAAUGUUACUACUACUACUACAUUCUUUCUUGGAAAUUAUGAAGCUCAUUGUAAUUUGGUUGCAUUAAUAAUCAUCUGCUACUGCAUCGUUUAAGGGUACCGUGUUUGUUAGUUUGAUCAAAGUAUUUGCAGAAUGACAGACAAGAGUUAUUAAUUG
This is a messenger RNA of Helianthus annuus (common sunflower), 785 nucleotides long. RefSeq lists its product as uncharacterized. Bases 176 to 544 code for a protein of 122 amino acids. Gene Ontology annotation, biological process: proton motive force-driven ATP synthesis. The transcript has 3 exons. The record is from RefSeq and is a predicted model, not a curated record. NCBI's taxonomy places the organism in Eukaryota, Viridiplantae, Streptophyta, Magnoliopsida, Asterales, Asteraceae. Gene Ontology annotation, molecular function: proton transmembrane transporter activity.